Molecule: messenger RNA, 2376 nt
Organism: Sapajus apella (tufted capuchin)
Lineage: Eukaryota; Metazoa; Chordata; Mammalia; Primates; Cebidae
Product: chromosome unknown C2orf27A homolog
Source: RefSeq, a predicted model, not a curated record
CCAGGUCCCAGGUGAUUACCAGGCCCCAGGUGGGCACCAGGCCUUAGGUGAACAACAAGAUCCAGUAGGCCAUCAGAACCCAUCUGCAUACCAGUCCCCAGGUGGACAAAAGGCCACAAAUGGGACAUAAGCCCAAGGCAGACAUCAGACCCCAGGUGAACAUGCAGGUCCCAGGUGGAAAUCAGGCCUGAGGAGGACAUCUGGCUUCUGGUGAACAUCAGGUGCAGGAAUACAAGCAGGCUCUGGGUGGAUAUAACUGUGUAUAGGUAAGACGUUGACCUGCAGGGGUGGUAAGCAGUCAGCAGCUCAGUGGGGUCCCGAGUAGGUCUUAUGGAAGGAAGGGGCUGAGGGGACGGAAACUUAAAGAAGUGACCUCACUUCCUUGAUGACAGAUGAAAAGAACUUAGAGAGCUCUGGUAACUGGGUGCCCCUAUCCUAGAGUCAGCCUUGUAGCCAGCUUGUUUGGUGGGAGACGCUCAGGAGAGUAAGAUGUUCUCGUGCUGCAUCCCCACAUCUUGAGGCUCCUGCUUAGCAGGGAUGAGACCCUUUUCCAAUGAUGCCAACAAAGGCUCAUCAUUCACCCCAGACCCUCUGGCCAUUUGGCCAAAGGUGCCCCAGGUACCACAGGGCAGGCCAGGGCAGGUUCUACCAGGCCAGGCCUCACCAGUGAUCCCAUCAGGGUCACAUCUACACAUUGUCCUUGUCCUCAUCCAGCUGGAGCCUCUGGAGCCUAUGAGGCACAGGCACAUGAUGAGGUGGCUUGCAGUCUGGAAGACUUUCUUGGGGUGCUGUUUUCAGGCUGAAAUUCCUUUAAAUUCAAUGAGGUUGUAUUUGUGUUCAGAAAUUCCAGUGGAAAGCGACUGAUGUUGGUGACCCUUUCUCCUUUUUCAGCUCCUUCUCCAUAUGCAGCACCACAGGAACUUCCAGUACUGUUCAGCCAGGGCCAACACCAGAGGAAGGGCCCCCUCAGGAAUAGCGCUGGAGCUAGAGGAUGCUCCAGAGCCCUCUCACCCCUGCCCUGGUACAGCCAAUGACAAGCCCAAUGAGGAGCUGCCUGCCGUCCUGGCACCUGCUGUACCACUGGCCUCAGCCCCAGAGCUGAAAGUGUGGCUGGAGCGUGGUGGCCAGCAUGGUCCCAGUCAGCAGCUACCAUCCUGCUUGUCCUGGGCACAGUGGGAACCAUGGAGGCAGAGACCCGGACAUGCAGCCUGGGUUCCUCUGCCUCGCUGGAGAGAGGCUUCUCCCAUUGAGCAGAGCCGCUCCUGUGCUGCUGCAGGACCUGCUUGAGCUGCUGCUUCUGGGGGUGUAUAUCUGCCUGAAGGUGCUAGAGAGCAGGAAAAGGAGCCUGCGAGGAGGGGUUCCAGCAGCUCCUCCUGCUCCCAGAGGUGCCCUCUUUCUCCUGGGAGCUGCCCUCAACUGGGCAUCUGGGCUGUUUACCCCUGAUGUGCUGCCCAGGAUGGGCUCUUCUUGACAGGUGGGCAGGGGAUGAAGUGGUCACAGAGCAUCUCCGAAGGGUACAGGAACAAAGCUUCCAAAUUCAGCACUUGUGCUCAGGGUCUCCAUGGCAUCACCUGCCCUAGGAUUUAUUCAUAGUGUUAGAAUUACAAGUUUAUACAAUGACGUUUAAGUAAAGUUUGGCUUUUUGAAACUUCAGGCCUUCUUUAACUCCCUAAUGUUAGAUGGUGUUUUUGAGGCUAUCCUGAAAUUCUCUGAUAGCUGUGUCUUUUUGUUGUGCUGGUUUGUGUGAUCAAAUUACCAUCAAAUCAACUAUUAUUGGAAACCUUUCAGGUAUGGCUUUUAGAAGACCUUGAUCUACUUUUGCCCGUUUUGACUCACUGGUUUCUUGUGGAAAGAGGGAUCAUAUAGGUUCAUUUCUCUGGCAGAUCAAUCACCUUUUGCCAUCAAAGAUUUGACAUCAGAUUCCAAAAAUUAUGUGUACAAGUUGAUAUGUUGGUUCUUUAUCUAAUCUGAGGGUCAAAACAGAAUGUCAUAGCCUAGGUAGCAUAGAAACAAAUGUAUUUCUCAUAGUUCUGGAGAUGGUAAAAUCCAAGGUCAAGUGGUCAGCAGAUUCCGUUUCUAGUGAGGGCUGGCUUCCUGGUUAAUAGUCCUGUUUCUACUGUGUCUUCAGAUGACAGAAGAGAUGAGGGAGCUCUCUGUGGUCCUUGGAUAGGGGCACUAAUCCCAUUCAUCAGGCCUCCGCCUUCAUAACCUAAUCACCUCCCAAGGCCCCACCUCCAAAUGCCAUCACAUUGGGAAUUAGAUUUCAACACAUGAAUUUGAGGAGGGCAAUAACAUUUGGUUUAUAGCAUCAGGUCAUCCUAAUCCAUAUUCACUCACAGGAAAUCUAUAAUCAUCUAUAGUUUUUUGCUGGUCCCC